UUGAAAAUAAUUUAUUCAUAGUUGGUUGUUUUUGUGUCAAUGUCAAUUUGUCAAUAAACAAUAAAUAGUGUUAUUCAGUGUUGUCUUCUAAUGUUCUAAUCUGAUAGAUUAAACUAUUUCAAUGCAUCAAAAGCAUUGUUUUCAAUAUUGUUUGCAUAGUGUUGUAAUAUAUAUUUACAAAUAAACGUCAAAAAUAUUGACAACAGCAUGUUUACUGAAGAUUUUUAUAGAUAUUCAGUUUUACCUACUCAUAAUGUUACCUAUGCCAGGGUAAGAUGGUAUCAACACAAAAAGCUGUCUCUUCUAGUAGUUAUACUCAUCUCACCUGUUGUUCUAUUUUUUAUUUUGUAUGGAAUACUCUUUGGAUUUCACAGAAAUAUAAUUUAUCCAAAAACUGCUACUAAAGUAUUUCCAGAGAAUUUUUAUAGAGCAAAUAUUUACACUAGGAGUGCUUUAACUAACAAAAGUCUGGAAAACAUCCCUCAAUUUAGGGAUCAUAGGAAAUUGCCUAUUAAAAAAUUCAAACUAGUCUGCUAUUAUGCAUUGCCCACUACUGAAGAAGAAGUACUCAAAAUCGAAGAUCUGGACCCACAUCUCUGUACCCACAUCAAUGCUGCAUUUGGUAAAGUUAUUAAUAAGACACUACAUCUGACAGAACCAUUCAAAAGUUCCUUAAAUAAGUUGGUGAAACUGAAAGAGAUUAAUAAAGACCUGAAGGUGCUUCUAAGUGUAGGAGGUAUGAGCCAAGACGGUGGAUUUCCAGAGAUGGUCUUAAAUCACAGUAACAGAAAGAUUUUUAUAAAAUCAGUCAACAAUGCAAUAAAAACUCAUAAAUUGGACGGUAUAGAUUUGGAUUGGGAAUUUCCGAAUUUGGACACACCCGAUAAAUUUCAAAGAAUGCAUUUUACUCAACUAUUGGAAGAAUUUCGGAAAAGCAUUACCAAGCAAUCAACUCCUUAUCUUUUGACAGUGGCUGUAGCUGCGCCUAUGACUUUGAUUAGUCAAUGUUAUGAUGUUUCAUAUAUGAAUGAUUAUGUGGAUUUUAUAAACGUCAUGUCAUAUGAUUACCAUUUCUAUUCAAAAUGGACUCCGUUCACCGGCUUCAACAGCCCAUUGUACGCCUCUGACGACGAAGUAUUUUUAUUUGGCACGAUGAACGUCAAUUACUCAGCGAAUUAUUGGAAUCAAUUGGGAAUGGACCGUGCCAAAAUCAUCGUGGGACUUCCGACAUACGGACAUACGUUUAAGUUAGCAAACGUCAAAAACAACGGACUCUAUGCCCCAGCCUUGGGAUACGGAAGACUCGGUAGCCUAGGAUUCGUCGACUACUUCGACGUCUGCAAAUUCCUAUCAACCAACCAGAUCUCCCCCGUCUUCGACAUGGAAGUAAAGAGUCCGUAUGCCUCCAAGUUCUACGAAUGGGUUUCCUUCGAGAACACUCAAAGUCUGACGUACAAGGCUGAAUACAUCAGAGAUCAGCAAUUCGGAGGUGCCAUGGUAUGGAGUCUGAAUUCGGACGAUUACAAGAUGAGUUGCCAGAUGGAGGGUAGGGAAGACGGUAAGUUUCCGCUGAUUAAGAGUAUUAAAAGUGCGUUGUUUAGUCCGAGAUAGUAAACUUUUUAGUUAGGUUAAAUUUUUGUAAGGUUGUAGAAAUUGUACGAAUGCUGAUACAUAUUUUUCUUACUCUAUUCAUCUCGCCGAAAAAUCAUUAAUAGAGUAGAGGAAUAUGAAAAUGUUUUAAAAUAAACUUACGUGCAUAGAAAUCGGCCCACUUAAAAAUUUGGUCAUUUUUGAUGUCUAAUAUUUCCUAAACCUGUUGGCCGAUUUAAGUGAUUUUUUGAACAUGUUAUAGCCUGAUUCUUUAACAAUACCACUGUAAUAAUAUUGUUGCUAAACAUGUAAAUUUUCAUUGUAUACUGGGUGUACCAAUCAAACUGUGUUUUUUUCUCAAAGUUCGCAUCACCCUGUGGAAUAUUCUAGCAAUUAUAAAAUAGUGAAAUUAAAACCCAACUAUAGCCUCAGGUUUUCUUAACAUUCUGUUUUUUGAUUCACUCGUUUAUGUCUGAUAAUAAAAAAGUUAAGUACUUUCACAACUAGACAUGUUCUUCAUCAAUACACGGUGUUUAUUCUAAAUAAUUGCGACAAACUUUAAGGGGUAAUUCUGCAUAAAAAAAUAAUGAACGUUUGCAUCAUAAACGUGUGUCCGCAAAUGUUUCGUUUACGAGAUACGGGAUGUUGAAUUUUUUCUUACAAACUGACGAUUUAUUUAUUGCUUUAAAACCAGUUGAGAUAUGCAAAUGAAAUUUGGUGGGUUUUAAGACGUAGUUAUUGCACAUUUUUUGACAUACAAUUAAGAAUUUAAUAUUCACCAUUAGCGCGCAUACGUGUAAUAUGACCGAUCAUAUUACCCGUAUGCACGCUAACGGUGAGUAUAAAAAUCUUAAUUUUAUGUCAAAAAAUCCGCAAUAACUAUCUCUUAAACCUCACCAAAUUUCAUUCGCAUAUCGCAACUGGUUUUACAGUAAUAAAUAAAUCGUCAGUUUGUAAGAAACAUUUCAAAAUCCCGUAUCUCGGAAACGAAACAUUUGCGGACAUACGUUUAUAAAGCCAACUGUAAUUAUUUUUUCACGCAGAAUUACCCCUUAAAGUUUGUCCUACUUAUUUAGAAACACCGUGUAUUGAUGAAGUACAUGUCUAGCUGUUAAAGUACCUAACUUUUUUAUUAUCCAACAUAAACGAAUGAAUAAAAAAAACAAAAUGUUUAGAAAACCUGAGGCUAUAGUUGUUUUAAUUUCAGUAUUUUAUAAAUGCUAGAAUAUUGCACAGGGUGAUGCGAACUUUGAGAAAAAAACACAGCUUGAUUGGUACACCCGGUAUACAAUGAAAAUUUACCUGUUUAGCAACAAUAUUUUUACAGUGGUAUUGUUAAAGAAUCAAGCUAUAACAUGUUCAAAAAAUCACUUAAAUCGGCCAACAGGUUUAGGAAAUAUUAGACAUCAAAAAUGACCAAAUUUUUAAGUGGGCCAAUUUCUAUGCACGUAAGUUUAUAUGGGGAAAUUCAAAAUAUAGCAAAUUCCUAAUUAGGUUUUGUUUAAACAAGUAUUAAUUGAAUUUUUUCUUUAAAUUCAAACUUUUUUUAUUUUUGGAUGUUCCGUUUCCAUUUUGGGGUUUUUAAAGUUCAUUAUUAUUGACAACUUAAAAUAUAGUACCGACAGGAAUAUGUAACUGUUGGGUUGUUGCAUCAGUUAAUUUGAAGAGAUAAGCUCCUUAAAAUGAUCAGUUUUAGAGGUGGUUGGUAAUAAUUUUCUUCAUGAGGGUGCUUCAUGAAAGUGCGUGGUUUUAGACAGUGAGCACGUAAAGAUAGGAAUAAAUCCAUUUUUUCGUGAAUAAGCGAUUUUGGAAUUAAAUUCCGAAAUAGGCCGAUUUUUAUUUUAAAAUUAUGAUUUUUUUCCUUAUAUAUUUUCUUCUUUGUGUGUCAAUUAAUUUAUUUAAAAAAAAUUUUUUUGGACACCUUGCUCCAUCACGCCUAGGUGGAUGACGUUACUAGUAUGAUAUUUAUGCCAAAAAAAUCGUAAUUUAAAAAUAAAAAUUGACCUGUUUCGGGAUUUAUUUCCAAAAUCGCCUAUUCAUGAAAAAAUGAAUUUAUUUCAACCUUUACGUGUCCUAGCGUACAUAUUAAUAUGCUUGUGAAUGUGAUAAACGUUCGUCUUUGUUACCGACGAUUAUUUUUUAAUUAAACUAUAACGAUCUGACAGUUCUAUGGCUUAGUUUGGCAACAUAUUUUGAUCACGUGGGACGUAAUUACUUAAAAAAAGAUGAAAGUUGAGGUGACAAUCCUCCUUUUAUUAUAAUACUGUUCCAUAGCCUACUUGUAAUGUUUUUCGGCAUUUUAUAUACUUUAAUUAAGCUGUGAUUAGAGUUUAGUUGCUACCGUACAAUUUCUGUGACUUGCAGUAUAUAAAAACUAGUGUAUAAAAAGAAAAAUUAAAUAUUAACAUGUUUAUAGAGAAGUAACAAUAUUGCUGUUAAAAUUGUUUGGUUGGCUACCUUAAAUUUGAGAAUGACAAAUGGUAAGGACAGAAGUGUCAAUUACUUCCUUGACAGAAGUGGGUUAAUGUACCAUUGGAUAAAUUUACUUUAACAAUUUGCGUUUGUAUUAUAAUAUCGUAUAUAUUAUAAUAUCGUUAUAAUAUCAGAUUAGACAAGCGGAUUGAGGUUCGAGCCCCAGCCCGGUGAAUAGAAAAAUAAAAAGUUUCUCAGUUAGAGUUGAGUUGACUAUUCCUAGUUCGAAUCAACUCCAACUAAAACGAUCAGUAAGAGUUGAUUUGAAGAAUUUAAUUCAACUUUUACUAGUUGAAGUAGACUCUUCCUAACCUUUGUUAGUAAAAGUAGACCGCGGGAAAAAUAGAGUCAUCUCUUACUAGUUUGAGUUGAUUAUUCCUAGAUCGAUUCAGUAAAUGUAGAUUAUACGAGAAUAAUCUCACGUGCUUUUUUUGAUGAGUGUGCGUCUCUUUGUUUUUACCGUUUCAACUACUUAUCACAAUUUGAACAUAUUAAGUUCGCAUUGCAACUGAAUAAAAAUAGUGUAAACAUUUUUAUUUUAUAUCCAGUAACAUUUAAUUUCUAGAAUCCUCCAUGUUAUAUUUAAAAUCGACUUUUACUAAAACCAGCCGUUUGAGUUAACGAACUAGGAAUAGUCAACUCCAACUGGAUAAUCAACUUGAACUGUAACAUACAUAUGAAUCGAUUAUUGUUGGAAGGGGGUAACCAUUUUCUACUUUGUGAGUUACAGUCGAAAACCCUUCUCCCUUUCGUUAUCCGCGUCGUUUGGUGUUAAAAGGAAGCAAGCACUGAUGCACUGCAUAGAUAUAGUUUAUACUGCGAAACUGCAUUUAACACCAAAUGACGUGCAUAUAGAAUGAGAGAAGGGCUUUUCACUAUAACUCGAAAAGUUAAAAAUAUUGCUACCCCCUUUCAACGAUAAACGAUUCAUAUACAUACAUAAUAUGACUUAUUAUCGUUAUUCCUUAAAAUGCAAUUAGAAGACAUUCUCUAAUAAAAAGAAGAAUCCAACUAUUUGUCUCGAAAAAAACAACAAUUAUGGUAUAACAACGUUAUUGUCACUGUCCGCUUCUCCUGAUUUUUUUAGUUUUAAUAUUUUCCAAUGUAAUGUUUCUGUUAUAGUCGGUUCACAGUUCUCAGUCUCAGCUAUCUGCAAGAAUGUUUUUUCUAUGUUGGUUAAAUUAUUCUUAUUUUUUUAAAUGAAAGACGUAUGUAACAGUAAGUUUAUUUAAGCUAUUGAUAUUGAGAUGUAGGAAUUUUCGUGUUGUAUGUUUCUGAUAAAAUCCAUUCGCCUAGCUUGGGAAUAUUUUGACAGAUUCAUAUACAAUACAAAAAUUCCAACCUUUCAAUUUUAAUAGCUCAAAUAACCUUACUGUUGCAGACUCCUUUCAUUGAAAAAGGAAGAAUAAUUAUGAAUAAUGGGAGUGUAUAUUCAUUUAAAACUUUCCAUUUGUAAAUACUAAUCUACAAACGACUAUAAAAAUUCAAAAAUAAAGAAACUGCAUGUGAAUAUUUUUUGUUUAAAUAUUUACUAUGAGCUUGUAUACUUGGUUGUAUAGUAUAACUGAACAGAUUUAACUGAAACCCUCAAGGUCAUUUGCACUGCAUCAACGAACGUCUAUCGAGUCUUUUUCUCGCGGUUGCAGAUAAAUUGGUUUUACUGUAAUUCCUAGUCACUAGUGAUGUUGAAAAAGUAACUAUUCGUUACAAAGUACUCGUUACUUACGAAUACCGAAAGUAACGAUUACUAUACAGAGAGGUAAAUCGUUGCUUUGAUUACUUUGAUUACUCUGAUUACUUCGUACCAAUCGUAUCAGAGCGAGUACCUAUUUUGAUCUUGAGUAUUGUAUCUACUCGGUUGAUAUCAGAGUCGGACCGGUAUUCCACGAGUGUUCGGUAUCAAUACAGUUAACUAAAAUUUUAUCUAUGAAUGGCGAAGGCUAUGAAGAGUUUUACAGGAUUACAGGGCGCUGAGAAAGAAGUAGCUGAAACAGAGGGAGGUAUAUCAUUUAACAAAGCAUGCAGCCAGAAACAGAUGUCUAUACGAUUUGUCGAGGUAGAUAAUUCACAGAAUUUCACAGAUGUUAGUUCUUUUGAAAAUAAAAAUGCAACACAUUAGAUUUUAAUAAUAAAUACACACUAUUCUUAUCAGGCCUAGAAAAUAAUAGCUUAGAUUGACCGCAAAAUAUGUAAAAAUGAUAAUAUUUCUAGACUAUGAUCAUCAACUUUCAUUUUACAUGUAGGUAUGACAUUGUUUUUAUUAGACCAGGGCAUUUAACACUAAAAACACAGGAAUAAAUAUAUGUAUAAAUAUAGUAGGUACAUAGAGACUUGCAACUUUUUGCAUUGUAUAUAGGAUUAGGAUGACGUCUGGAAAAAAGUCUACAAUACAAAAAUAGGUGGAAAUGCAUUAUUACAUUUUAAAGUAUAUAAAACGCAUCGAAAAAUACAUAAACAUGUUAAAAUCAGUAUAUUAAGGGCCAGAUUUUCUUAUUUCGGGGUAUUUGGGGUCACUAAACACAAAUUUGCAAUCAAAACCAACCUCCGAAGCACCUGGGUGCCCAGGGUUACUGUUAAGGUACGUCAUCUAGAGUUUCUAGGGUUUGUUUUUGCCACUUAAUUGAUGCAAACAGAUUACUUGUAAUUGUAAAAUACAUCAUUUAAUUUCUAUCCAUUAAAUAGAUCGGUGAAGGUCGUUAUAUCGGAUCUUAUACUUUACGAAAUACUGAGAAAUGCGAUUCUCGAUAUGAUUACCGGUACUCAAAUACAAGAGUAAUCAUAGUAAUCAAAGUAUCCUACUAAUAAUAUUUAUAAUACAAAAUAUGUACUAAGAAAUGCGAUUCUCGAUAUGAUUACCGGUACUCAAAUACAAAAGUAACAAAAUAAUCAAAGUAACGAAUCCAGACACUGCCAGUCGGUAAAAAUUUUGAACAAAGGAACAAAAAAUAAUUACCAAAAUUACUAGACAGUUGGGACUGGGAUCAGCGAACCUAGUAUAGCAGGUUCGCUGUAGUCAUAAUAGCUAUGACUCCUUAACUGUCAUAAAUGCGACUUAUACCCCUAUGAUUUUCAGCAGGUUUUAACACCAUUGUCAUUUAUUUUUGGUGUGUGAGGCGUUAUGUGGAGUUUUUCUUCACGAACAACCAAUCGACUUAAGGUACUAGUACACUUUAGAAGACCAAAAAUAAUCAUUUUUUUCAAGAAUCUUUUUCUCAGAACCUUUAUUAAAAAUGAACUUAAAACUUUUUACGUAUUAAUAUCUAACUUUUAGAGAGUACAAAAAAUAUAUCUUUUUUCAUUUAUGCACGUACACUAAUAUUGUAGAGGGCGCAAAAGUCGAGGCCUCGAAAAAUGAUGGUGGACAGUUAAUCUCAGGAUUGGGAUAUAUGAAACAAAAAAAAUCGUACUGCAUUUGAAAAAUAAAGGUUUCUUACGUGACAAUUCACCGCAAUUUGACCAAAAAAUAAAAAAUAAAUAUUUUUUAACCAUGAAAAACUGACGAAAAACGUGCGAUUUUUUCACAAAUUUUUUUCAAAUUUCCCUAAAAUCUUUUUUUUGUGUAAUUUUUCACUAACGGUGGUAAAUUGUCACGUAAGAAACCUUCCUUUUUCAAAUGCCAUACGAUUUUUUUGUUUCAGAGAUUAACUGUCCGCCAUCGGAACUACUUUGUUUCGAGGCUUCGACUUUGGCGCCCUCUACAAUAUUAGUGUACGUAUAUAAAUGAAAAAAGAUAUAUUUUUUGUAUUCUCUAAGAGUUAAAUAUUAAUACGCAAAAAGUUUUAUGUUCAUUUUUAAUAAAGAUUCUGAGAAAAAAAAUCUUGAAAAAAUGCUUAUUUUUGGUCUUCUAAAGUGUACUAGUACCUUAAGAAAUUUGAUACUUUUGAAUUAACUAACGCAAUAUUUAAUUUUUUUUUACAUUAAUGUGAUGCGGUUGGUGAUUUAGUUUAGAUGUUAGCAUAAGCAAACGUGAUACUUAUAAUUUAACCAACAAAGGAAAUAAAAUUGAGAUGGUAUGAUGCAA
This is a messenger RNA of Diabrotica virgifera virgifera (western corn rootworm), 8083 nucleotides long. RefSeq names its product chitinase-3-like protein 2. Gene Ontology annotation, biological process: chitin catabolic process; carbohydrate metabolic process. The transcript has 6 exons. The coding region runs from base 208 to 1611 and encodes 467 amino acids. Gene Ontology annotation, cellular component: extracellular region. The record is from RefSeq and is a predicted model, not a curated record. NCBI's taxonomy places the organism in Eukaryota, Metazoa, Arthropoda, Insecta, Coleoptera, Chrysomelidae. Gene Ontology annotation, molecular function: chitin binding; chitinase activity.